Molecule: messenger RNA, 1007 nt
Organism: Cricetulus griseus (Chinese hamster)
Lineage: Eukaryota; Metazoa; Chordata; Mammalia; Rodentia; Cricetidae
Source: RefSeq, a predicted model, not a curated record
UCUAUGGCUUUGGAGGUUGUCAGGCCAGGCUGAUCUUGAACUCACAGAGAUUGCCUGCCUCUGCCUCCCAAAUGUUGCGGUUACAGCAUUUACACCACACCUUUGGCUUUAAAUAAUUCAAGUAGUAGUUCUAUAAUAGGAGUAGCAUUUCUGUGAAUGGUGACAGUUUUUAUAAAAGGGGAUGAGUGAGAAGGACAGCAUUGGUUACAUUUUUGGAGAUUUCUAUUAGUCUGUUUUACAGAGGACAUGUGGGUUUAAGCUUCUGAGUUAAUUGUGUGUGGCUUGUAUGUUGGGUAUACAGCAUAUAGGUAGGCUGAAGGAAGAGGAGGAGAAAUAUGAUUCAGAUUAUGGAGAAUAGUUUUUCUACACAAGCAACUGUGAUUGGUAUCAGUUUUGUAACUGUUCACAAUGAACUGUGUCAAAAACUAUCCAUGUCCUGUCCAUCCUGGGCUUGGAAUGAAUUGUAUCUACUUGCGAUUCUGUCACAUGUCUGGCUCAGUUAAGAUAUGUUGGUUCUCUGAUGACUUACACAUUUUAGUUCUAAAUGCUUUGACGCACUUCAUAUUUGAUACCAAAACCUCAUACCUUGGUGUCUCGAUUUGUGGAUGGCGUCAUUGGGAACCUGAGCAGCCUCGUGAAUUUUGCAAAGUUUGACAAUGGCCAAGAACAAAUUUAAAGGACAGAAGUCCAGUAAUGUGUUUCACAUAGCCAGCCAAAAAACCUUCAAGGUUAAAAACAAAGCAAAACCAGUUACUACUAAUCUUAAGAAGAUAAACAUUAUGAAUGAUGAAAAAGUCAACAGAAUGAACACAGCUUUUAUAAAUAUACAGAAAGAACUUGCAAAUUUUUCAAAAAGUCUUUCUAUCAAAUCUAUGCAGAAAGAGCUGCAGCACCACGAAAAUGAACCAGCUAAUGUUGAUGAAGCUACAAGACUAAUGGCUCAGUUAUAAUACAGUGACAGUAUAUCAUACUCCCCCAAAGAUCAAUAAAUUGAAUGUUUUAUACAA